AUGGCAUCAACACGACACGAAAUUUAUACACGUGCGCAAUCAGCUGAUGAUACAAUAGCGCCAACAAAUGCUAAAACAGAUAAUGAGAAUUUACAAAAUCGUGAAUAUUACUUUGGUCGUGGUGAUUUGAAUGAACUUUAUUGCUGUCAAAUGGCUGGUGUUUUACGAAUUCUUGAAAUUACCAUAGGCUUAUUAAUUGUAUCAUCAAUUGUAUCAGUAUAUGGCCCAGGACCAUUUAAAGGAAUUCUUUUUGGCCAAACAUUUUUACUUAUCUUUGCUGGCAUUGCUGUUUGUUUUUCAUUCAUUUUUCUUGUCGUUUUUCUCUUCCAACUGCAUCUAACACAUCUUGAUUUUUGGCCAUGGAAAAUUUCUGAUUUUAUGUUCUCGAUGACAGCCUGUCCAUCGUAUAUUAUUUUGGGCUUUAUCGAAGCAUAUUAUUCAACAGGUGCAUGGUCAAAUAAUUGUAAUGAUAUUGGCUCAGAUGGUAUCAUUCAUAAUCAUUGUCGUACAAUUUUUGAAUGGGUUUUUGCAUCGCUUCUUUCAUUUCUCAAUGGAUUUUUAUAUGGAAUAAGUGCAUUCUUGACACGUCGUAAUCAAUAUAAUUGA
Messenger RNA from Brugia malayi, 606 nucleotides. RefSeq lists its product as uncharacterized. The transcript is spliced from 4 exons. The coding region runs from base 1 to 606 and encodes 201 amino acids. Lineage: Eukaryota; Metazoa; Nematoda; Chromadorea; Rhabditida; Onchocercidae. Gene Ontology annotation, cellular component: membrane. The record is from RefSeq and is a predicted model, not a curated record.